AUGAUUCUCAACCAAAUCAAAGUUCGGCGGUAUCAGGAACAAAUAUACAUUGUGCCGCUGGAUAUUGUUCAGAAUGCUAAUAUUGGUUCACCUGAUUCUUAUAAUUUUAUGUUGGGAACACAUGGCGUGGAGUACACUGAUAAGAAGACAAACAAGGCCUACAGGUUUGAUAUUGAGCAGUAUGCCCACCACCACCAGUUUCUUGACAAAAGGAAACUUGCAUCGCAUCCAUUUCUAUUUAUCCCAAUUUGUAAUGGAGCGCAUUGGUGGUUGUGGAUUGCUGAUAUCAACAAAAAGAAAUUCUAUGUCCUUGACCCUAUCAAUAAGCCAAAAAAAGAUAUACCUGAAUCAAGAGUGAAACUGAACAAAUUUGUGGGUUUAAUAAUUUCCCAGAUGAGGGUGUACGCUGGGGCGAAACCCUUAAUGGAGGAUGGACUGGGAGAGGAAGUAGAGUAUAUCCAAUUGAAUGGUCAACGUACAGAGAUGAGAUUGAUGGCUUUAGAUACCAAUAUGGUCCAAAUCUUCUGUUGCAUGAAAUGAACAAAAUCAGAGACCAAGUGAUUUGGGAAUCUGAAGCAAUAAGACUCUCCAAGCCAUCUGUUAUCCUCUCCAGCCCUUAUUGUAAAUUCACAUAUGGGGAUUUAGAUAGCAAAUAGCACAUACUGGUUGUAAUUAACAAUAUU
Molecule: messenger RNA, 683 nt
Organism: Arachis ipaensis
Lineage: Eukaryota; Viridiplantae; Streptophyta; Magnoliopsida; Fabales; Fabaceae
Source: RefSeq, a predicted model, not a curated record